AUGGAAUUGACUCAUUACAGCAUCAGCCAGCUCUUGGCCAUCCGUGGCACCAAGCUGCAAUGCUUGCUCGAGCAGAGGCUGCUUGAGAAUGCCAAAGAGAAUCCCAUCUUCAGUACGCUGUCCUUCCCUUUCCGGCCUUCCAGGCCCAAGACACUACUGACCUCUUCCACAGCAGGCAUCAUGCGUCACAAGCGACCCCUUGUCCACCAGAGAGCUCCUCUGGUCUCUCGUGCCAACAUGGAGGUCAGACAGUCCUCUUCUGGUGACUCGGAGUAUGAAGCACCGACCAAGCUUCAGGCACCUCAAGUCACUGCUCCCCUCCAUGACAAACCUGUUCGUACACUUCGUCAUGUCACUGCAGACGUCAGUCAGCUUGAUGGACCUGCCGGUCGACAGCUCGAUGGACAAGAUGCCGAGCCCGAAAUUCAGCCUGAAGUACCUUCUCAGCGACCUGUCCUCCCUGACCAGAAGCGCAAGGGUUUUGAGCAGUUCUACGAAGCCGUCCGAUCUCCCACUCACGUCCGCGUCACCGCCGGAGGCAGAAUCGUCCCCAAUACCCUGGAUGCCUCCCACUCUUCUCCUACCGGAAAGAGUAGUAGAGAGAGAACCAACAUGGACGUCAAUGGUGUACAGCCGUCCUUGGGACAAGCCUUCAAUAGCCAGUUCAUGCCAGGACCCCCCUUGAUGGGCCCUGUUCAUCCGGCCAUGCAACAUGCCUUCCCAAUGAUGGCACCAAGCCCGAAUCCCAUGGUCUCUUUCAGCGGAUUUGCAAUGCCCCCUUUCAGCGUUCCCCAGGCUCCGGCGCAAGCACAGUUUGCCCCUCUGAACAGCGGCAUGAUUCCUGUCGGCAAUGCGAAUGAGAAAGAUCAGCACGGUGGUGUCGUCCCCAACACUGGACCUAUGCCCAUGCCUCCAUUUGGCGGACAAUGGUUCCUCCCACCUCAUCCAAUGAUGCCGAUGGGUAUGCAAUACUCUAGUGGUCCAACGUACUCCGGUGCUCCAAUGAUGCCGAUGGCAUUUGGUCCCAUGGGCCAGACGAUGGGCCAGCCCAUGAUGUAUCAGCAACCUUCUCAGCCUAUGCCUACGGCAGGCGCCAGGUCCUUCACCCCCAACGCGCCAGUCGAGAGUUGCCCAGUUUCAUCCAUUCGACCUAGCAUCAUCACCAAGAACCAGCUUGCGGGCCUGCGAUCCAGCCUCAAGAAAGCAGAGGCCCAGUUGGCUUACAAUCGCCAUCAGAUCGAUGAGAAGCAUAUGGAAGAGUACGCCCGUCAGCUUCGUUCCGAUAUCGAGCACUUUGAGAUCAAGCUCAAGGGUGAACUCGCACUCGAAGACAGCACUAUUUCUCAGCGCAGCGACGCAAAGGACGCCAGCGAGGUUAAGACAUCGAAGGAGUCAAAGCCGGCCGCUGCCGAGUCUCGGAAGACGCUCACGUCUGACUCGUCAGGCGAUGCAGAUAUCAAGAACGACCCAGCUCACAUCGCUCGUUCGAAUAUGACCGAGGAGCCCAAGAACUCUCGUCAUCGUAAGAGGGACAAACUCAAGCUUGCCGUGGACACUUCGGCGGCGUCUGCCCCAUACAUCAACUCCACCGUAUUCGCGACCAUCUCGCCUGUUCCCUUCGACCCUAAGGGACACCAUCAGACCAGGGAAUUCGAUUCACUCCACUUCCGUAAACAAUCUACUGGCCUUCCUGUCUCUGCUGCUUUGGCGCCGGUUUUCCAGCCUCGUUCUGACAUUCGCCGCUCCAACGAGAACACUCCUCCAGUCUCGGCUGUGCCCAAGGCAGACAAAGAGGCUGGCGACAAAGUCUUCCAUGGUAUCCUACCGAGAAAGAAGGAAGAGUCUGAUCGUCUCCUCUCAGGCGCCCCUCCCACGCCCGCUCUUGACGAGAAAUUCGAGAGAAUCAUUCGUGAGAAUCCUGAGUUGACAAAGGCGUACCUGGUUGGCCAAGUGCCCUUUGGCAUGGACCCUAGUCCUGAUAUCAAAGAUUACGUCUACCACCGCCCUCUCAACCAGGAAGAGGAGAUGGCCAAGCAUCUCUUCUGGAGCAACGCACCUGCGCACCUUCGAGUCAACUUCCCCUUCUUCGACGGUAGGAGCUUCUAUUUGCCGUCGCCUGAGAAGCCACCUAGCCGCGAAGUCAGCGAUGGACGCUCAGCUGCACGGCUCGAGGAAAAGUAUCGCCGCGCGAUCAAGGGAGAUAAAAAUCCUUUCGCCGCCUUGGAGAGAUUGACUGGCCCAAACAUGGAGCAAGUAGUGAAGGAACUGAAGAGAGACACCAAGUCAGACAAUAUCACCUCGCCCAUGAAGCGCCGCAACAAGUCUCGCCCUGUUGCCCACUUCAACAGCCAAGGCCUUGACAAAUCGAAGGACAGCACGAUCUCGUCGGACAACGUCAUCGAGUCCGACUCCGAGAGAGCCUACUUCAACUCGUGUAGCGUUCGUAAUUGGUCGGAGAAAGUCACUGCGUCUGCGACUGCUCUUCCGGGAGCUGUCACUUCGGAGAAUGCCCAAGGCUAUCUUCCUCAGUAUGCCAUCGGCCAUGCCGCAGCCUCCUUGUCGCCCGCCAUCGCCAACACUGCAAACCAGUCCACCCGCCUGUCGCCUUCCAAGCUGAAUGACAAUGGCAAACUGGAUGCCGGUCAGAGCUUGCUUGUCGCAUCAGCUGAUGGUCGCGUUGAGAACCAACCUCCCGGCCUUUCCAUCGUGAGCAAUGUCCACUGA
Molecule: messenger RNA, 2724 nt
Organism: Colletotrichum fioriniae
Lineage: Eukaryota; Fungi; Ascomycota; Sordariomycetes; Glomerellales; Glomerellaceae
Source: RefSeq, a predicted model, not a curated record